Ipomoea triloba (trilobed morning glory) is the source of this 948-nucleotide messenger RNA. RefSeq names its product OVARIAN TUMOR DOMAIN-containing deubiquitinating enzyme 3. The coding region runs from base 98 to 805 and encodes 235 amino acids. Gene Ontology annotation, molecular function: cysteine-type deubiquitinase activity. Gene Ontology annotation, biological process: endoplasmic reticulum unfolded protein response; protein deubiquitination. Gene Ontology annotation, cellular component: nucleus; cytosol. The transcript is spliced from 8 exons. The record is from RefSeq and is a predicted model, not a curated record. NCBI's taxonomy places the organism in Eukaryota, Viridiplantae, Streptophyta, Magnoliopsida, Solanales, Convolvulaceae.
UUCACUUUCACAAAUCAAACUAACAGGGCGUAGAGACUAGAGAGGUUUAUCGCAUUUUCUUCCUGUAGUUUUUUAGAAAUACCUUUGUAACGCUUUAAUGGCGGCGACCAGGCUUUCUAACGUGGAAAUUCUGGAGCAGCUAAGGCAAGGAGUAGCUGAGUUUGAGCUCGUUUCUUCGCCAUUUUCUUCCACUCCAACUUCAAAUCUCAGGACUCUUCAACAUAAAGCGCUACCCUUUGGGUUCCCCACUGAGGCACGCACCUCCACCCAUAAUUUCUUUGCCAGAAUCGGACCCUCACUAGGUGGAGGCUCACAAGCUUUAAAGAAAGUUGAACGCUAUUCAAUACAGAGAGUCACAGGUGAUGGACGUUGUUUGUUUCGUGCCCUGGUAAAAGGAAUGGCUUUCAACAAGGGUAAAACACUAAGCCCACGUGAAGAAAGGGAGGGUGCAGAUGAACUAAGGCUGGCUGUGAAAGAGGUUAUUUGUGACAACAAUAAAGAACGUGAGAAAUAUGAAGAGGCCUUGGUUGCAAUUACUGUUGACGAGUCUUUGAAGCGUUACUGCCAACGGAUUGGGCGAUCUGAUUUCUGGGGCGGAGAGUCGGAGUUACUGGUAUUAUCGAGGUUAUUAUGCCAGCCUGUUGUUGUAUACAUACCAGAACAUGAGCAUAGUGGAAGGGGCUCUGCUUUUAUUCCGAUUGCAGAAUAUGGAAGUGAAUUUUGUAAGGGUACAAGGAGCAGCAAGCCGCCACAAGCCGUGAAGCUUCUUUACAGUGGUAGGAACCAUUAUGACCUACUUGUGUAGAACUAACUCAUCAGGUUAGAACAGAGUUUCAAGCAACACUCUAGUUUUGUACUUAAAAUGUGUUGUUGAAAGCCUGAAACUGGCUCUAUAACAUUCUGUAUUCAUUUGUGUAAUAUAAUGAACCUCCUCAAUUCGCUGGGAAA